AUGGAAAAAAAUAUGAUUAAACAGGUUACUCUGAAAAAAGAAAGGGUAUCUAUAUCUUCGUCUAAAAUGAUUCAGGUUCCCCUUCAUGCUAAAGAUUCGGAAAAUUCUCAGAAAUUUAAGAAAUAUUCAGGAGGAUUGGAUAAAAUCCUUCAAUCAUUUGAUGGUUUUGAGGAAUGGGCGGAUUAUAUAUCAUUUCUUUCAAAACUUUUGAAAACUCUUCAAGCAUAUCCUACAUUUGCAGUUGUUCCUUAUCAAGAUCUUGUUGCAUGCAGGUUAUCGCAAUGUUUGAAUCCGAAUCUUCCUUCUGGUGUACAUCAGAAAACGCUGGAAGUAUAUUCUUAUAUUUUUUCGCUGAUUGGAAAAAAAGGACUUUCUGAAUCCCUUUCUCUUUGGAGUAGUGGUCUUGCACAUGUUAUGACGUUUGCAUCUACAAAGAUUAAGCCACAUUUUCUUGAGCUGAUUGAAAGGUUUUAUUUACCAUUGGGUUCAGAUCUUCGCCCUUGUACAAAAUCUUUGAUUAUUUCAUUGCUUCCUGGUUUAGAAGAAGAGUCUGGAGAGUAUUUUAAUGAAACUUUUAAUGUGUUGGAUUCUAUACGACAAAAGCUUGAUGACGAAUCUUUUUUUUGGCAAUGUUUUUGGCUUUGUAUAAUUACAUCUCCUCAACAAAGGCAAGGAGCUUUAAAAUAUUUAUCUAAACGUCUUCCUGUUUUGAAAGGAAGCUCUAAUGAUAUUUUUCCAAUAAUACAUCCUGAUUCUGGUCUCUUUAUAAGAGCAUUUAGUGCUGGACUUAAUGAUGAACAAUUAUUAAUUUGUCGUGGUUUUCUUGAGCUUUUAGUUCAAAAUGUUCCUCUAUCAUCAGAUAUUUUCCAAAAAAAUAUUCUUCCUUCUGAUAUUGAGCUUUUAAUAAUAUCUGCAAUUAAAGUUGUUUUAGGAAAAGAAUUAUCUCUUAAUCGACGUGUUUGGUCAUGGCUUAUGGGUUCUGACUUAGAACAAAACAUGGAUGAAAGAUCUUAUUUUAGGAAUUAUGCUAUGGAUCAUAUGAUAAAUAGUAUAAAAAAAUAUUUGACUCAGUAUGAGAACAAUCCCGUAAAACUUGGAGAAAUGUUUAGAAUUCUUUUGUCUUUUAUGGAUAGGCCUAGCAUAGGAAAUAUUGUUGUCUCUGAGGUUUUUUUACCCUCUAUAAGAACUAUAUAUAUAUAUAGUUCAUUUGACAAUGAUAGUUUAUAUAAUAAUGUUUUAUCUUCUGCUAGAACAUUUUUUGAUUCUAUAGAUUCAAAGUUAAUUUGGAGUAAAAUAUUAUCUUUGGUUGAUAAACGGGGUGUUUGUGAUUUUCUAGAUUAUAAAUUUGCAUUAUAUAUUAUUUCAAAUUUUAAUAUUCAUGAGGAGGAUAUGAUUUUUUUUCAUAUUUCUUUGGUUUUAUUUAUUAUUAUUUCAAAUAUUCCUGAUAUGUCAGAGAAUAUAACAGUCGAGAAAACUUUGUUUUUGAUUACACAUAAAUUAUUAUUUCAUAUUCCAAAUAAUAAUAGUGUAUCUAAUGUUUUAUUGGAUGAAUACAAUGUUCAAGAUCGAGUAGCUUUGAGAGAUAAUAUUAUAGAAUAUUAUAAGGAUUAUUCAUCUGCCCAUAAUUCUACAAAAUUGUCUAGGGAGAUUGUUAUGGAUUCUAUUUUUUAUCAGCUUAUUGAUAAUAUAGAGCAUUGUCUUAAUAAUAAUUUUUAUUUAUUUGAAGUACUCUUGCUUAUCUAUGAAUUUAUUCCAAAGGCCUCUCAAUGCUCAAAAACUCAAAAAAAAAGGAUAUUGGAUGUUAUAGAAUUUGUUGUUGGUCUUAAGGAACUUAAUUUUGAUCAUAUUUAUUUUAUAGUUAAAAUUAUUAUUGUAUUAUUGCAAAGAACAUGGAUUAAUGUUGAAGAUAUUAAUACUGAUAAUUUAUUAAUUCCUUUAGUUUUUUAUAUAUGGGAUUGUUUUUCUCCUGGAAAUUCAAAACAUCAUAUUGAUGCUUCACGGUUGUUAUGGGCAUUACAUAGAACACUUGAUGGUUCCUAUAUUGAAACAAUAAUAGUCUAUGCAAUGAAUAUUCGUGAAAGUUCAUAUACUUCUUGUCUUAAGUUUACAGUAUUAUGGAAAUAUAGUGUUGAUGAGUCUCUUUUUGUUCAUGUUCUUGGAAGGCCGUCUUUAAUAAUGAUUGGUUUUCUUCAUUCUGAUGAUAUUCAUACAAAACUUUUAGUGAAGUCUUGGAUUAAAACUUUAGAUUUUUCUUUUAUUAGAUUGUUGGACAUUAUAAUUACAAAGUUAUUAUCUUUGGAAAUUAUUUGUUCUCCUAAAGAUCAAGUUAUUGAGGAAUUAGAGAUCUCUUUGUUUCUGUUUAGAGAAACAGAUGAUGUCUUAAUGUUGUCUUAUUAUAUAUCUGUAUGUGUAGAAAUUAUUGAAUCAGGAGGAAUCGAUUUUUUAGAUCAUGCUUUUACAGAACUUCUAAAUGUUGAUAUUGACAGAAGUAAAUUGUUAUUUAAAUAUUGUUUUACAUUUCCUGAUAUGAGUUAUAUUAGUAUUUUAGUAAGAAUUGCUAUAAGAGCUCUUUAUAUGAUUCCGGAUUCUGAUUUUCUAAAUUCGAAAUCAAUAGUUAUUAAGCUUCAUUUUUUUGCAAGCAAACUUCUUUUUUAUAUUGUUUCUAAAUCUAAUUUAUUUGAUGAAGAGCUCAUUGAAGUAUUUUUAAAAAGGCUUAUAAUAAAGGACUUUCUUUUUGAAUCUAUUCUAGAUAAAUACGUUUUGGAUGUUUUAUAUAUUAUUUUAAAACGGAAUAUUAAUCAAUAUGAAAUUAGUUUUAAAGAGCUUUUUUUGAACAAUGCUCGUCUCUUGUCUAUGGAAGAAAAGUCUAUUGAUCAUCCAGAAAAGUCAUCAGUUUGCAACAUUUUAUUUAUGUUAGUUAAAUUUUUUGUUACUCGAUUGUCUGCAACAAACAUUCCUUCAAAUGUUGAAAUCUUAAUAGAUUUUUAUAAAAAUUGUCUGGGCUUAUUUACCAGUGAUAUAUUUCAGAUAUUUAUGCCAUUUGUAGAGACAUUAUCUGGUCGAAUUAAUUCUAGCAUUGUUGACUUAGAAGUUGGUUUUUCAGAAUCAAAAAUGGGGAGUUUAUCUUCUUAUGAAAUUAUUUUACAUUGUUUUGAUGCCUUGCAAUGCACAAUUUCUUGGGCACUUGAAAACCAUGAUUAUAAAUUCAAAAAUUUUGUUUCUAAGAGUUCUGAAAAUGUAGGAUUUUUUGGUAAUGUUAUGUCCGGUGUAUUUUCUGUUGAAGCUCCCAAUAGUGUUGAUUUUUUUACUGACAUUUUGAAUUCUAUAUUGUUAUGUUUUCAAGAUGUUGUAAAGUUGACUUUUUAUGUUUGGUCCUGGUUAGAAGGUAAUACUGUUGUUGUUGAUUUAGGAAAGCAAGAAACAUAUAAAUUUAUAAAUAUGAGACUUAAAACUGCAAGUAGGCAGUUGCUCUAUGUACUUUAUGAUACGAGGCCUAUAGAAACAUUAGAAAGCUUAAUAAGUUCAGUAAACAAAGGAGAUAUAAAGGCUGAGGAGUGCAUUUUCUCUUUUUUAUCUAAGUUUGAUGAUUCUAGAAAACAUGAAAUAAUUCCUUUUUUAAUUAAUAGUAUUAAUUCUAGAAUAAAUCCUCUUUCUGUUACUGGCAAGUGCAAAUCUAGUUUAGUUAUUUCUUUAACACCGAAUUCAAUUGUUAGCUUUCUUACAAAUUUUGUCAAAUUUUCUCAAACAACUUUUCUAAAGCAGAAUUGGCCAAUAUGUUUAGCUUUUCUCCGAGAUGUUGUUAACAUUCCUCAACAAUAUCAAAUAAUUAAUACAUGCAUACUCCAUUUUUCUACAAUAUUGAUUAGGAAACUAAGUGAAAUGGAUCUUGAUAAUGAAAAACGGACUAGAAAAGAAAUGGCGGAUAUUUAUCUACGAAUUUUGAACUUUGCUGUUUUAAAGACAUCUAGACCUUGUGAUUCUACUCUUUUUUUAAAUAAGAAUAUUGAUAAUCAAUUAUUACUCGAUGAUUAUAAUGAUAUUGAGGAAAAAGAAAGUAAGGUUCCUAAUAGUGCUAAUAAAUCGGGUAGAAAUAAUAAAUCUGUUACAUCUCCUACGUUUCCGAGUAAUGAAUUAGGUUCUAUUUUAUUUAGAUAUGUAAUUCCUUCUCUUUUUAAAAUAAUAAUGGAUAAUGAAAAAAUUUUGCAAGCCUGUAACAUGAUUAUGACAAACAUUAUUGGAUUUGAAAACCGGAAUUCUCAGUCGCCUCGAAAGUAUUCAGAAGAUAGUCUCGUUUUAUUGGCUAAACUUAGUGAGGUUCCUGGCUCUUAUAAAUCUUGGAGAAAAGAAGUUUUAGAUGCUUUUAAUGAUAAUUCCUUUUUUUAUAUUUCUCUUAAUGAAGCUUUAUUAUGGAAACCUAUUAUUAAACAAUUAUAUGGAAAUAAUAAAGAGAGGUUAUUUGAAAUGUUAAUUCGUUUCCCAUUUUAUUCUGCUACUAGUAUUUUCGUUUUCAGAGAUUCAGAGAUCUUUGCUCGAAAAUAUCAAUUAAAGCGGCUGAUUUUUGUUUUAAUCUCGUCAGGUAAAGAUAAAUAUGCAGAUAAAAUUAAAGACAUAGAAAAUGUUGUUUUGGAAAAUAUUAGAGGGGAAUUAAGAAGAGUGCUUCGAAAAGAAGUGUUUUUGUUAAUUAGAACACUAAUUGUAUCUAUGUCAUCGAUACAUUUAACUUCACUUUGGGCAAUAAUUUUAUCUGAGCUUCAAUAUUCUUUUGAUGACCUUUUGGAGAGGGAUCUCCCAUGGAAUAGGGAACUUCUUGAUUUACUUCUUGAUACAUGCAAGCUUUUGGAUGUAAUUUUAGUUAUUGAGCCAGAGGAUUUUUUAGCUUAUAAAUGGAUUUUUAUAACAGAUACAAUUGAUGCUGUCCAUUUUUAUGAUAAAUGGAAACCUGUUGCCUUGGUAGAUAAACUUUUUCAUAAAAUUUUUACAUUUCUUCAGAAGUCUUCAUCUACUGUUGAAUUAUCUGAAACUUUUAUAGAUACUCGUAAUCAUAAUAAGAGAUCUCCUUUGCUUGUUUUUCAAACAAUUAAUGAUGUUUCUGAUAUUAAACCAUUUUUAACUCGUAUAAGUACAAACAAUUAUGAUUCAAUGUAUGAUAUGUGUUUUCCUGAUAUAGAAGCAUGUGAAACAGGGAUAUUAAAUGAUCUUUUUUAA
This is a messenger RNA of Pneumocystis murina B123, 5205 nucleotides long. RefSeq lists its product as hypothetical. Gene Ontology annotation, biological process: Golgi to endosome transport. Gene Ontology annotation, cellular component: endosome; trans-Golgi network. Bases 1 to 5205 code for a protein of 1734 amino acids. The transcript is spliced from 20 exons. The record is from RefSeq and is a predicted model, not a curated record. NCBI's taxonomy places the organism in Eukaryota, Fungi, Ascomycota, Pneumocystomycetes, Pneumocystales, Pneumocystaceae.